Molecule: messenger RNA, 704 nt
Organism: Electrophorus electricus (electric eel)
Lineage: Eukaryota; Metazoa; Chordata; Actinopteri; Gymnotiformes; Gymnotidae
Gene: spcs1
Product: signal peptidase complex subunit 1
Biological process (GO): protein targeting to ER
Cellular component (GO): membrane; signal peptidase complex
Source: RefSeq, a predicted model, not a curated record
UUGAGCUCACGAAAACGUUUAGUCUUACAUAUAAUCUGUUUAAAUAUGCGGUGUACGUUUUUGGUAAGCACAAAUCCCAUUUUCAAAAGCGUACAUAACGGACUCAAAUGCGGAUUUAAAGUACGCAGGCCCAUGCUGCGUAAAUGGAGUGCACCUCAAACCGCUUGAUGUUUUGGUCCGGGUCCUUCAAAAAUCUACGUGCGCUUUUGAAACAGGAAAUCUUAAAUUUAUAGCGAUUUCUUGUUUGAAAAUUCUGUUAAUUUCAAAAUGCUGUCUAUGUUUAAAUCCAUACCAGCUCACAUGGACUACAGAGGACAGAAACUUGCAGAACAGAUCUUCCAAGGCGUUGUCCUCGUCUCAGCGGUCAUCGGAUUCAUUUAUGGUCUCAUUAUUGAGCAGUUUGGAUGGACUGUUUACAUAAUGAUAGCUGGAUUUGCAAUCUCCUGUUUGCUCACGCUACCGCCAUGGCCUAUGUACAGACGACACCCGCUCACCUGGCAGCCCGCCCUACCAGAGACACCGGCAGAAAACCGCGAAAAACCUCAGGAGAACUUAAAGAAGAAAAAACAUAAGUAGAGUGUCUUCCGGUUUCCCACGGAACCCUUUCAUUAGCACCCCUGCGAACUUUGCGGCUGGACAUAUUUCACUCAUUCAUGUCAUUGUUUCAUGUAAAAUCAAACGUGUAAUAAAAACGUUCAACAUUA